Messenger RNA from Lodderomyces parapsilosis, 1245 nucleotides. RefSeq lists its product as uncharacterized. Gene Ontology annotation, molecular function: cyclin-dependent protein serine/threonine kinase activator activity. Lineage: Eukaryota; Fungi; Ascomycota; Pichiomycetes; Serinales; Debaryomycetaceae. The record is from RefSeq and is a predicted model, not a curated record. The transcript has a single exon. Bases 1 to 1245 code for a protein of 414 amino acids. Gene Ontology annotation, biological process: positive regulation of DNA-templated transcription, elongation; regulation of transcription by RNA polymerase II. Gene Ontology annotation, cellular component: nucleus; cyclin/CDK positive transcription elongation factor complex.
AUGUCCAAGGAAGCAACCCCAGGAAUUCAAAAUAACGGGAAAUCGCCAUCAGCAUCAACUGCUGUACCAACCGCAGCUUCGAUAACUCAAGUAUCACGACCAUUCUUUACUUUACAAGAACUAUCAUAUUUACACAGUCAAACCAUUCCAUCAACUUUGAAACUACAAUAUGCCACCACUAAGCAGCAAAUCUAUCAGUUCUUAAACCAAGCGAUUAAAAUGUUGAAAUUCCCAAUUCGGGUUUUAGCAACAACCAUGAAUUAUUAUCAACGCUAUUACUUGUUUAAUAAAUUUGAUGUUGCAAAUCUGGCGAUGCACAUUGAAAAUUCUCCCUACACCAUAGCCAUUACUUGUCUAUUCCUUGCGAGUAAAGUUGAGGAUUGUAUCAAAAAACUAAAAGAUGUUCAACAAGUUUGUAAUAAAUUGAGAGAUAUCAAUGAAAAUACAUUGGUUGAAAGUAAUGGUGCCAGUGUGCCCUUUAUCGAUUUGCAACGGAAAAUCAUCUUGAGUACCGAGUUCAAAUUGUUACAAAUCACCAAGUUUGACUUUAAUCUAGGGAAUAAUCCAAGUUUUGCCAUCAAUGUUGAUGAUUUGCUAAUACAAUUUUGUAAAAACUUGGGCAUCAAUUAUAAAAUUUCCAUGCUUUGUUGGUUGAUCAAUUAUGAUAUUAUUCAAACUCCUUUGAGUUUAGUUGUACCGCCUCAUUGUACUGCUUUGGCCAUCGUCAUUAUAGCCCUAAGUCUCAACCCCAACGAAAUGAAUUUACAACAUCAUGAAAUUGGUGAAGAUGAUGAAGAAGAAGUAGUCAAAAUUAAAAAAGUUCUUAGUGAAUUGGAUUGUAAUGAUUUCCAAUGUCCCGAAGUCUUGGUUAAUGAAGCAAUACUUUACAUAUUGGACUACUAUACUCAUCAAUUCGACAAUAGUAUCUUGCAAAAUUAUCUACCACCAGUAGAUCCAGUCACGGGGAAGAAUCAAAUAUUCAAGUUUUUGGAUUUGAAGCAAAAAUUUAAUGAUGUUGCAAUUUUGAAUGAAAAGAGUUGUAAUUUCAAGUUGAAUGAAAAGGAUGGAUAUUUACAAAAUUGGGAUUAUGGAGUAGCAACAAAGGGGUUGGUGAGGUUUAUGUUGAGUAAUAAGAGAUCGAGGUUUGAUGAUGAGCAACAAAUGAAGGAGAAUAAAGAAAAGGAAGAGAAAAGGCAAAAGCCUGCUGAAUAUGAAAAGCUUAAUAAGAGAUUGAAUGGUGCGUGA